This is a messenger RNA of Trichomycterus rosablanca, 9192 nucleotides long. RefSeq names its product ubiquitin protein ligase E3 component n-recognin 5 (gene ubr5). The record is from RefSeq and is a predicted model, not a curated record. Gene Ontology annotation, molecular function: ubiquitin binding; RNA binding; ubiquitin-ubiquitin ligase activity. Lineage: Eukaryota; Metazoa; Chordata; Actinopteri; Siluriformes; Trichomycteridae. Gene Ontology annotation, cellular component: cytoplasm; nucleus. Gene Ontology annotation, biological process: positive regulation of canonical Wnt signaling pathway; protein polyubiquitination. The coding region runs from base 154 to 8622 and encodes 2822 amino acids. The transcript has 58 exons.
GAUGGCGGCGUGUGGAUUGUAGCGGCAGCUUGUUGGAUGAUACCCUGGGAUUUUUAUGAGAAAUUAGACGAAUUCGAGAUGAAAUAGCGGAUUUGGACGCGGUGGGGUCAGAAAAGAGCCGUUAGAUAGAUUAGUGUUUGUUUCCGAAGUGGAAUGAUGAGUUCUAUACACUUGGUGGUGCACCCGUUACCGGGGACCGAGGAGCAGCUCAAUGACAGACUUCGUGAAGUCUCCGAAAAGCUCAACAAAUACAACUGCAACAGUCACCCACAACUCAACCUGCUGGAACAGGCCACGCUGAAGCAGUGUGUGGUGGGACCGAACCACGCCGGCUUCCUGCUCGAGGACGGGCGGAUCUGCCGGAUAAGCUUCGCCGUGCAGCCGGAUCGACUGGAGCUGGGAAAGCCGGACGGGAGCGAUGGUUCAAAGUUGAGCACUGGCUCAGGGACAGGAAGGACCUCCAGGCCAGGUAGGACUAGCGAUCCGCCCUGGUUCCUGUCUGGUUCUGACACCUUGGGCCGACUGGCAGGCAACACCCUUGGGAGCCGCUGGAGUUCGGCGGUCAGUGGAGGAGGCGGAGGCAGCGGGGGUGCCGGCGGCGGAGGCGGAACGGGCGGCGGCAGCAGCGGUGCGGCGGGCGGAGCCGGCGGGGGAGGCGGGGCGUCCUCGGGCCGCUCCAGCGCGGCGGCGCGAGACUCUCGCAGGCAGACGCGCGUGAUCCGGACCGGCAGAGACCGAGGCUCCGGGUUACUGGGGAGCCAACCGCAACCGGUCAUUCCGGCUUCAGUCAUUCCUGAGGAGCUGAUCUCUCAGGCCCAGGUUGUUCUGCAAGGCAAGUCGAGGAGCGUCAUCAUCCGCGAGCUGCAGCGCACCAACCUGGAUGUAAACCUGGCGGUGAACAACCUGCUGAGCCGAGACGACGAGGACGGAGACGACGGCGACGACACGGCCAGCGAGUCCUACCUACCCGGAGAAGACCUGAUGUCGCUGCUGGACGCGGACAUCCACUCGGCGCACCCCAGCGUCAUCAUCGACGCCGACGCCAUGUUCUCCGAGGACAUAAGCUACUUCGGCUACCCGUCGUUCCGCCGCUCCUCCCUGUCCCGCCUCGGCUCCUCACGAGUUCUCCUUCUUCCCCUAGAGCGCGACUCGGAGCUGCUGCGCGAGCGGGAGUCCGUGCUGAGGCUGCGCGAGAGGCGGUGGCUGGACGGGGCCUCCUUCGACGCCGAGCGCGGCUCCACCAGCCGGGACGGGGAGCCCAGCCUGGAUAAGAAGAGCGUCCCUCUGCAGAGCCCCGUCACUUUGGGGGAGGAGCUGCAGUGGUGGCCUGAUAAGGACGGCGGGAGGUUCGUCAGCAUCGGGGCGAUGUACUCGGAACUGGUCGCCGUCAGCUCCAAAGGAGAACUCUACCAGUGGAAGUGGAACGAACCGGAACCGUACAGAAACGCACAAAAUCCUUCCAUCCACCACCCUCGGGUGUCCUUCCUCGGACUAAUCAACGAGAAGAUCACGCACUUGUCUGCCAACAGUAUUCGGGCCACGGUGGCUACAGAGUCCAACAAGGUGGCGACGUGGGUGGACGAGACCCUGAGCUCAGUAGCGUGUAAGCUGGAACACGGAGCCCAGACCUUCCCGGAGCUGCAGGGCGAACGCAUCGUCUCGCUGCACUGCUGCUCUCUGUAUACCUGCGCCCAGCUCGAAACCAGCCUCUACUGGUGGGGCGUCGUGCCUUUCAGUCAACGCAAGAAGAUGCUGGAGAAGGCCAGAGCCAAAAACAAAAAGCCCAAAUCCAGCGCCGGCAUCGCCUCCAUUCCCAACAUUACCGUGGGCACUCAGGUUUGUUUGAGAAACAAUCCGCUGUACCACGCGGGCGCCGUGGCCUUCUCGGUCAGCGCCGGCGUUCCCAAAGUGGGCGUCCUGCUGGAGUCCGUGUGGAACAUGAACGACAGCUGCCGCUUCCAGCUGCGCUCCCCCGAGAGCCUGAAGAGCCUGGAGAAGAACGCCAAGUCUCAGGAGACCAAAACUGAGACCAAGCCCGAAAUGGUCAAAACUGAGAUGGGUCCUCCUCCGUCUCCGGCCUCUACCUGCAGUGAUACCUCCUCCAUCGCCAGCAGUGCCUCUCUGCCAUAUAAGCGGAGGCGCUCCACCCCGGCUCCCAAAGAGGAGGAGAAGGUAAACGAGGAGCAGUGGCCUCUCCGAGAGGUGGUGUUCGUGGAGGAUGUUAAGAACGUUCCAGUAGGGAAGGUGCUAAAAGUGGAUGGUGCGUACGUUGCUGUUAAAUUUCCAGGGACGUCGAGUAGCGUGAGCAGCCAAGGUGCGGCUCCCGCUGACUCCGACCCGUCCUCCCUGCUGCAAGACUGCAGGCUGCUCAGAAUCGAUGAGCUACAGGUUGUUAAAACUGGUGGAACUCCGAAAGUUCCUGACUGUUUUCAGCGCACACCUAAAAAACUCUGUAUACCAGAGAAAGCUGAAAUUCUAGCUGUAAACGUUGACUCCAAAGGAGUCCAUGCUGUUCUAAAAACAGGUAGCUGGGUUCGGUACUGUAUCUUCGACCUGGCCUCCGGCAAAGCCGAGCAGGAGAAUCAUUUUCCCACCAGUAACUUGGCUUUCCUGGGCCAGAGCGAGCGCAACGUGGCCAUCUUCACCGCCGGCCAGGAAUGCCCAAUCAUCCUGCGUGAUGGCAAUGGCACCAUUUACCCCAUGGCCAAAGACUGCAUGGGUGGAAUCCGGGACCCCGACUGGCUGGACCUACCUCCCAUCGCCAGUCUGGGCAUGGGAGUCCAUUCUCUCGCCAACCUUCCCAACAACUCCACUAUCAAAAAGAAAGCUGCUAUCAUUAUCAUGGCUGUAGAGAAGCAGACGCUCAUGCAGCACGUGCUGCGCUGCGAUUACGAGGCGUGUCGCCAGUACCUGGUGGGUCUGGAGCAGGCCGUCCUGCUGGAGCAGAACCCCCACGCCCUCGACGCCCUGCUCGGCCACCGGUGCGACGGCAACCGGAACCUCCUGCACGCCUGCGUCUCCGUCUGCUUCCCCGUCAGCAACAAGGAGACCAAGGAGGAGGAAGAAGCUGAACGCUCGGAGAGGAACACCUUCGCAGAGAGGCUGUCGGCCGUGGAAGCCAUCGCUAACGCCAUUUCGGUGGUGUCCAGCAACAGCUCCGGGAACAGGACCGGCUCGUCUAGCAGUCGCGGUCUCCGUCUCAGAGAGAUGAUGCGGCGAUCGCUCCGAGCCGCCGGACUGGGUCGGCACGAGUCAGGCCCGUCGUCCAGCGACCACCAGGAUCCGGUGUCUCCGCCCAUCGCCCCGCCUAGCUGGGUGCCCGACCCUCCACCCAUGGACCCUGACGGCGACAUUGAUUUCAUCCUGGCCCCCGCGGUCGGCUCGCUCACUACGGCUUCCUCCGGCCCCAGUCAGGGACCCAGCACUUCUACCAUACCUGGCCCGUCGACUGAAACGUCCGUAGUGGAGAGUAAAGACCGGAAGGCCAACGCUCACCUGAUCCUCAAGCUGAUGUGUGACAGUGUGGUCCUGCGUCCCCACCUACGAGAGCUCCUCUCUGCAAAGGAUGCACGAGGCAUGACUCCAUUCAUGCUGGCGGUGAGCGGAAGGGCGUAUCCAGCAGCCAUCACCGCCCUGGAAGCGGCUCAAAAAAUAGCCAAGGGAGAGUCUGGAAUUGGGGAGAAGGAGGACGUGAACUCGGUGUUUAUGGAGAUGAUCUGUCCGGCGGGCACGAACCCGGACGACUCGCCGCUCUACGUGCUCUGCUGUAACGACACCUGCAGCUUCACCUGGACCGGAGCGGAGCACAUUAACCAGGACAUCUUCGAGUGCAGGACGUGCGGUCUGCUGGAGUCUCUGUGCUGCUGUACCGAAUGUGCCAGGGUUUGCCACAAAGGCCACGACUGCAAGUUGAAGAGAACGUCUCCCACCGCGUACUGUGACUGCUGGGAGAAGUGCAAGUGCAAAACGCUGAUUGCCGGGCAGAAAGCAGCACGUCUGGACCUGCUCUACAGGCUGCUGACCACCACCAACCUGGUGACCAGUCCCAACAGCAGAGGCGAGCACAUCCUCCUGUUCCUGGUGCAGACGGUCGCCAGGCAGAGCGUCGAGCACUGCCAGUACCGACCCCCCCGGAUCAGAGAGGACCGCAAUCGUAAAGCCGCUAAUGCAGAAGACUCGGACAUGCCGGAUCACGACCUGGAACCCCCGCGGUUCGCUCAGCUGGCUCUGGAGCGCGUGCUGCAGGACUGGAACGCUCUCAAGUGCAUGAUCAUGUUCGGCUCGCAGGAGAACAAAGAUCCACUGAGUGCCAGUAGCCGUAUCGCUCAUCUCUUACCGGAGGAGCAGAUGUACCUAAACCAGCAGAGCGGCACAAUCCGUCUGGACUGCUUCACUCACUGCCUCAUCGUCAAAUGUGCUCCAGACAUCACUUUCAUUGACACCCUGCUGGGCACGCUGGUGAAGGAACUUCAGAACAAGUACACUCCCGGUCGGCGCGAGGAAGCCAUCUGCGUCACCCGUCGCUUCCUGCGCUCGGUCGCCAGAGUCUUCGUCAUCCUCAGCGUGGAGAUGGCGUCGUCCAAGAAGAAAAAUAACUUCAUCCCUCAGCCGAUAGGGAAGUGCAGGCGUGUGUUCCAGGCUCUCCUGCCCUACGCUGUAGAGGAGCUGUGUAACGUCGCAGAGUCCCUGAUCGUGCCGGUGCGGAUGGGCAUCGCCCGACCUACGGCACCGUUUACCCUGGCCAGUACCAGCAUCGACGCCGUGCAGGGCAGCGAGGAGCUUUUCUCUGUGGAGCCGCUGCCACCACGACCCUCGCCGGAUCAGUCCAGCAAUUCUAGCCAGUCGGCCUCGUCGUACAUCAUCAGGAAUCCUCAGCCGCGACGCAGCAGCCAAUCGCAGGCGGCACGCGGGCGCGACGAAGAGCAGGACGACAUCGUGUCCGCCGACGUCGAGGAGGUUGAGGUGGUGGAGGGCGUCGCGGGUGAGGAAGACCACCAUGAGGACCAGGAGGAGCAGGGCGAGGAGCCCGCCGAAGCCGAGGGACAGCAUGACGAACACGACGAGGACGGAAGCGAUAUGGAGCUCGAUCUGUUAGCUGCCGCCGAGACGGAAAGUGACAGCGAGAGCAACCACAGCAACCAGGACAACGCCAGCGGGCGCCGCAGUGUGGUCACCGCAGCGACCGCAGGAUCUGAAGCAGGUGCGAGCAGCGUUCCCGCCUUCUUCUCCGAGGACGACUCCCAGUCGAACGACUCCAGCGACUCGGACAGCAGCAGCAGUCAGAGCGACGAUGCCGAUCAGGAGACCUACCUCCUGGACGAGCCGCUCGAGCGGACCACGGGCUCGGCUCACGCCAACAACGCCGCCCAGGCGCCGCGCUCCAUGCAGUGGGCGGUGCGAACCACGCCCAGCCAGCGCUCGACUGGAGGAGCGCCUGCAGGCUCCUCGACACCUGCAGCAAGCUCAACAGGCCUGAUCUACAUCGACCCGUCCAACCUGCGCCGCAGCAGCGCCAUCAGCACCAGCGCGGCCGCCGCCGCCGCAGCCCUGGAGGCCAGCAACUCCAGCAGCUACCUGACGUCCGCCAGCAGCCUGGCCCGAGCCUACAGCAUCGUCAUCCGCCAGAUCUCCGACCUCAUGAGCCUCAUUCCCAAAUACAACCACCUGGUUUACUCGCAGUACCCCGCCGCCAUCAAACUCACCUAUCAGGACGCCGUCAACCUGCAGAACUUCGUAGAGGAGAAGCUGGUACCCACCUGGAACUGGAUGGUGUCCAUUAUGGACUCGACGGAGGCGCAGCUGCGCUACGGUUCGGCUCUGUCUUCAGCCGGAGACCCGGGGCACCACAGCCACCCACUGCACGCCUCGCAGAACACCGGGCGCCGGGAGCGCAUGACCGCACGCGAGGAGGCCAGUCUGCGCACCAUCGAGGGCCGCAGGCGCACGGCUACGCUGCUGACCGCUCGCCAGGGCAUGAUGUCGGCGCGCGGCGACUUCCUGAACUACGCCCUCUCCCUGAUGCGUUCCCACAAUGACGAGCACUCGGACGUCCUGCCCGUCCUGGACGUGUGCUCGCUCAAGCACGUGGCCUACGUCUUCCAGGCCCUCAUCUACUGGAUCAAAGCCAUGAACCUGCAGACCACGCUGGACACCACUCAGAUCGACAGGAAGAGGAACCGAGAGCUGUUGGAACUCGGACUGGAUAACGAAGAUUCGGAGCACGAGAACGACGAGGACACCAAUCAGAGCUCGACCCUUCAGGAUAAGGAGGAAGAGUCCAUUUCUGCAGAGACGGGUCAGCACCACCCAUUCUUCCGCCGCUCAGACUCCAUGACCUUCCUGGGCUGCAUCCCGCCGAACCCCUUCGAGGUCCCGGUGGCUGAAGCAAUCCCACUGGCCGACCAGCCUCACCUGCUCCAGCCCAACGCGAGGAAGGAGGACCUGUUUGGACGGCCGAGCCAGGGUCUUUAUUCGACCUCCUACAUGGCCAGCAAAGGUCUCUCCGAUCUCACCGUGGACAUGAACUGCUUACAGAUCCUGCCAACGAAGAUGUCCUAUUCAGCCAAUAUGAAGAACGUCAUGAGUAUGGAGUCCCGGCAGCAUGGUGGAGAGGAGCAGGCGUCGGCGGUACAGGAAAUGGAUGCUUCCAAACCCGGCCCCUCCCCUCACGACCUGGCCGCCCAGUUAAAGAGCAGCCUGCUUGCAGAGAUCGGGCUGACCGAGAGCGAAGGACCACCCCUGCCCACCUUUAUACCUCACUGUAGCUUCAUGGGCAUGGUGAUCUCUCACGACAUGCUCCUGGGCCGAUGGCGCCUCUCUCUCGAGCUCUUCGGCCGGGUCUUCAUGGAGGACGUGGGAGCCGAACCCGGAUCUAUCCUGACCGAGCUGGGCGGUUUCGAAGUGAAGGAGUCCAAGUUCCGUCGGGAGAUGGAGAAGCUGCGUAACCUGCAGUCCCGCGACCUGGCCCUGGAGGUGGACCGCGACCGCGAGCAGCUCAUCCAGCAGACCAUGCGGCAGCUGAACACGCACUUCGGCCGCCGCUGCACCAGCACGCCCAUGGCCGUGCACCGCGUCAAGGUCACCUUCAAGGACGAGCCGGGCGAGGGCAGCGGCGUGGCGCGCAGCUUCUACACGGCCAUCGCCCAGGCCUUCCUGUCCAACGACAAGCUGCCCAACCUGGACUGUGUCCAGAGCGUCAGCAAGGGCAUGCAGGCCAGCCAUCUGAUGCAGCGUUUGAGGAACCGAGACCGUGAGAGGGAGAGGAGGAGUGCAGGACUGAGGGCUGGAUCACGACGUGACCGGGACAGGGACUCUCGGCGGCAGCUGUCCAUCGAUACCAGGCCGUUCCGUCCUGCUUCAGAGGGGAACCCGAGCGACGAGCCCGACCCCCUGCCUGCUCACAGACAGGCUUUAGGAGAGCGCCUGUACCCCCGCGUCCACGCCAUGCAGCCGGCGUUCGCCAGCAAGAUCACGGGGAUGCUGCUGGAACUCUCGCCCGCUCAGCUCCUCCUGCUUUUAGCCAGCGAGGAUUCUCUCCGAGCCCGUGUGGAGGAGGCCAUGGAGCUCCUCAUCACGCACGGAAGGGAAAACGGCGCCGAUAGCAUCCUGGACCUGGGUCUGCUGGACACUCCAGAGAAAGCACAGCAGGAGAACAGGAAACGUCACGGCUCCACCCGCAGCGUGGUGGACAUGGAGCUGGACGACACGGACGACAGCGACGACAACGCUCCUCUAUUUUAUCAGCCCGGCAAGAGGGGUUUCUACUCCCCCCGCGCCGGCAAAAACUCAGAGGCCAGGCUCAACUGCUUCCGUAACAUCGGCAGAAUACUCGGACUGUGUCUCCUGCAGAAUGAACUUUGCCCCAUCACACUGAACAGGCACGUCAUCAAAGUGUUGCUGGGUAGAAAGGUCAACUGGCACGACUUCGCGUUUUUCGACCCGGUGAUGUACGAGAGCCUGCGACAGCUGAUCCGACACUCGCAGACGAGCGAGGCCGAGGCCGUGUUCGCUGCCAUGGACCUGGCCUUCGCCAUCGACCUCUGCAAGGAGGAAGGAUCCGGACAGGUGGAGCUGCUGGCCGGCGGCGUGGGCAUCCCCGUCACCCCUCAGAACGUGUACGAGUACGUGAGGAAGUACGCCGAGCACAGGAUGCUGGUGGUGGCCGAGCAGCCUCUGCACGCGAUGCGGAAGGGGCUGCUGGACGUGCUUCCUAAAAACGCCCUGGAGGACCUCACGGCCGAGGACUUCCGACUGCUGGUGAACGGCUGCGGCGAGGUCAACGUGCAGAUGCUCAUCAGCUUCACCUCCUUCAACGACGAAUCAGGUGAAAAUGCCGAAAAGCUGCUGCAGUUCAAGCGCUGGUUUUGGUCCAUCGUGGAGAAGAUGAGCAUGGCCGAGCGCCAGGAUCUGGUCUAUUUCUGGACGUCGAGCCCGUCUCUGCCCGCCAGCGAGGAAGGAUUCCAGCCGAUGCCCUCCAUCACCAUCCGGCCUCCGGACGAUCAGCACCUCCCCACCGCCAACACGUGCAUCUCCCGCCUGUACGUCCCGCUCUACUCCUCCAAACAGAUCCUCAAGCAGAAGCUCCUGCUCGCCAUCAAGACCAAGAACUUUGGUUUCGUGUAGAGGCGACGGGCGCCGCGUUUACCGCGUGUGUAAUAUUAUUAUUAUUAUUAUUAUUAUUAUUAUUACUAGUUCCAUUUUUGUAGAUUUUUUUUGUGUCUAUACAGUUUUAUGAAAUUUAAAAGAGAGUGCCGUCACAUCCUCGGCGCUAUUGUGUAUUUUUGUUUCGUUUCUGUUCCGUCUGGGUUGGCGAACGAACGCAGACAGACGCCGCUCGGUUCUUAUUUCGUUUGUAUUUCGUUUCGUUCAUCCCAGUAAGCGUACAUUCCUGCUUUGGCUCCGUAUUGGCUCGAACCGUAACCUCCCGGCAAAAUCAGGCCCGACAGCGAACUGUCCGCCAAACUCCAGCCAAAGACGACAGCAGAUGUAUUUAAAGGAAAAGAAAUAUUUCACUGUGAUUGAGUUCGUUUCUCUCUCCCCCGUCACCCCCCACACACACUCACUCACGCCCCCUGAGACAUCACCUGGAAGAUGAACGCUGACCGAGAGUUCGCUGCUGCCUUUGUGGAACGUUAGUUUUUUCUUGUACAGGGGGGGUAGGGAAUUUCAAAAUAAACUUGGAUGCAAACCCUU